UUAUCUUUAGUCUUUACCCCAUCGAACACUGCUUUGAAUUCUUCCUCCUACUCGUAUUCUUGACUUUUGACUCUUGGCAUCCUCUCUCUCUCUCCUGUGAACUUCUUCUCUUGCCUUUACCAUUGGCUUCCUCUCUCUCUCUCUCUCUCUCUCUCUCUCUCAGAGUGUGCAGAGAUGAGAGCUCAAACUGCGUGUCUUGUCUCUCUGUCCUUAGCCCUUCAUCUCCUCCUUGUCUCUAAUGUCCAUUCCUCCAACUCCGAAGGGGAUGCGUUGCAGGCGAUGAGAUUGAGACUCGAGGAUCCAAGGAAUGUGAUGCAGAGUUGGGAUCCGACACUCGUGAACCCAUGCACUUGGUUUCACGUCACCUGCGAUUCCUCCAACCAUGUCAUCCGCCUAGACUUGGGCAACUCCAACAUUUCUGGUACUUUGGGACCUGAGCUUGCCCACCUCCACCACCUUCAGUACUUGGAGUUAUAUGAUAACGAAAUCAAGGGGGAGAUACCGCAUGAGCUUGGGGAAUUGGCGAAGUUGGUGAGCUUGGAUUUGUACGGAAACCAUCUCCAUGGCCAGAUCCCCAAGUCCUUUGCCCACUUGAAGUCCCUCAAGUUCUUGAGGUUGAACGACAACAACCUAACCGGACCGAUCCCGAGAGAGCUCACCUCUCUCACCAAUCUCGGCGUCUUCGACGUUUCUAACAACGAUCUUUGCGGUACGAUUCCCGUCGAUGGACCCUUUUCGAGUUUCACACCAGAGAGCUUCGAGAACAACAAAUUGAAUGGACCGGAGCUUAAAGGACUAGUGCCGUACGAUUUCGGAUGUUGAAUAAAUCAACCAUUUGAAUCCGAGCCUGGGAUCUUUGUUUCGUAGAUUCUCUGCAUGUUUCUUUUUUUAAUAUAUUAAGUUAUUCGUAUGGUAAUUUUGGUUUAUCUUAACCAAUGCAAUCAAUCCACGGUUCCAAUUUUAUCCGGUUAUCAAAUCCAAAUGAAUACUUUUUUUUUGUUUA
Molecule: messenger RNA, 1003 nt
Organism: Tarenaya hassleriana
Lineage: Eukaryota; Viridiplantae; Streptophyta; Magnoliopsida; Brassicales; Cleomaceae
Product: somatic embryogenesis receptor kinase 2-like
Exons: 7
Coding region: 175-822 (215 amino acids)
Molecular function (GO): protein binding
Source: RefSeq, a predicted model, not a curated record